This is a messenger RNA of Mobula hypostoma (lesser devil ray), 4077 nucleotides long. RefSeq names its product tubulin tyrosine ligase-like family, member 2 (gene ttll2). The transcript is spliced from 2 exons. The coding region runs from base 2149 to 4077 and encodes 642 amino acids. Gene Ontology annotation, molecular function: tubulin binding; tubulin-glutamic acid ligase activity. Gene Ontology annotation, cellular component: cilium. The record is from RefSeq and is a predicted model, not a curated record. Gene Ontology annotation, biological process: protein polyglutamylation; microtubule cytoskeleton organization. NCBI's taxonomy places the organism in Eukaryota, Metazoa, Chordata, Chondrichthyes, Myliobatiformes, Myliobatidae.
GACACUACCUCACUUUUUAAGUAUAUUUUAUUUCUGUUUUUUUGCAUGAUUUUUAAUGUAUUCAAUAUAUGUAUACUGUAAAUGAUUUAGUUUUUUCUUCUAUAUUAUGUAUUGCAAUGAACUGCUGCUAAGUUAACAAAUUUGACGACACAUGCCAGCCAGUGAUAAUAAGCCUGACUCUGAUUCUAAGAUGCUAUAAAGUUAGACACAAAACCAGACAGUGUUUCAGCUUCUGCUUGGUACUGCACAAGCACUGCCGGACGGCUGUUAGAACGCGCAGUCGGUGUGAACGGCGUGGGAGUUCAAUUGUAAAGUAAGCUUUUUUGACUAGAUCCCCUAAAUCGAUUUGAUUGAGACUAUCUUUAAAAGUAUUAAUUUCAGAAAUACAGCGCAGGUCUGGCGGCAGAAGAUUCCACUCUCUUGUUGAUCUUGGGUAAAGGGAGUACUGGUAGCAAAUCUUAUUGAAUGAAUGAGUUUCCAAUAUGUGAGGUCCAGUUUGCUGUCGAGUUGAACUGACCAUGUGACGAAUUUGGAUGUUUGAUGGAGUGAUGUUGUGAACUUCUUUGAAAAUGAAAAUUAACCGUAGUUUAAUACGUCAGUUUUCAAGUGGUUCCCACUGAAGGUUAGAGAGCAUGUUGGUGACACUGGAUUUCCAGCUGUAAUCGUUUAACACAAAGCGAGCAGCACGGCGUUGGAUUUUUUCAAUGGACUUCUUAUUGUUAGCUUGAUGGGGAUCUCAUAUGGCCUCGCAAUACUCAAGCUUUGGACGGACGAGUGUCUGGUAUGCCAUGUCCUUGAUGGAUUUACUACGAGUGGAGGUUUCUUCUCAGGAUACCCAGCGUUUUAUUUGCUUUGGCUGUAAUCUGAUUGAUGUGGCAUGCCCAGUUAAGAUCCUUGCUAACUUCAACACCAAGAUAUGGGUGGUGGGUGACUGUUUCAAGAAUCUGUCCAUUCAUGUUAUAUGUCGUGUUGAUUGGUUUAACUUUGUGACUGCCAUGCAUAGCAUAACAUUUGGAGGAGUUGAAGGACAUUUGCCAUUGAGACUCCCAUUGACAUAAUAAAUCAAUAUCAUUUUGCAGCAGCUGAGCAUCUUGGUCAUUUUUUAUCUCACGGUAGAUUAUGCAGUCAUCUGCAAAAAGUCUGACUUUGGACUUGACUAUAUUUGGCAAGUCGUUGAUGUAAAUGAGAAAAAGUAAGGGUCCCAAAACGGUCCCCUGGGGCACUCCGGAUGUUACCGAAGAUUCAGGGGACUCUGCCCCCUCAAGAAGCACAUGUUGCUGUCUGUUAGUAAGGAACACGUUUAACCAAUGUAGAAGGCUGUUGUUAAUGCCCACAUGUUCAAGCUUACGUAGCAAUCACUGAUGGGGGACCGUGUCAAAUGCCUUACUGAAGUCGAGUAUGAUCAAGUCUGCUUGGCUUCUAUUGUCAAGGAUCUUUGCCAAGUCGUUGAUCAACCUGCAAGUUAGGAAGGCUUAGCAGGUCAGGCAGCAUUUGUGGUGGGAGAUGCCGUGUUAAGGACAUCUUCAAUACCUUUGGUCAUUGGCUGCCAUGGCACUACUUUCCUUCUUUCCCUGUUCCGCAACAAAAAAAGAACGGUUUCCAACCUUAAUAAUUUACUGUUUCAUCUUCCGCCGAUGUUGCCCGAUCCACUGAGUGUUUCCAGCAGCUUUUGGUUUUACUUAUUUGAAUUAGGACUAGCGGGAUGUCAAUCGGUCUUUGGGAUUUGCACCGCCAUUCAAAGACGGCCUGUCCCUCUGCGUCCCACCAUCGUCCGGUCGCCUUACCCGCCCGUCGGCCAAAACCCAAACGACGGGCCGAGCGCCCAUCCCCAACCGAACACCGGCCCGCCCGGAAGAGGUGACCGCAAGCUGCAGCAUGGCGUCACUGGGCAUGGCCUCGUCGCCUAGUGACCGGACCGGACAUUUGUUAUGACAUCCACGCGUUACCAUGGUACUCUAGUGAUGCCAUGGCACCGGACGAGGCCUCUGGUCGGGUCCCGCGGGCCUUCGCCGGGCUACGUGGUGCGGUCGUGCUUGCCGAGACCGCCAUGGUUAACCGGUUGAAUCAAUUGUGUUUGAACGUGUCGUUACAGCGAGUCGGUCCUACGGUCUGGCAUUCUGGAGGGUGUGACAAAGAUUUUGUGAAACCAUGGCAAAUUGGUCUGAACCUGAAGAUCUAAGUAAGUCAUUAGUUUUUCGUCUGCAUGAAGGCACUCCUGAAAUCAUCCGGGAUGUCCUCCUUGAGCGUGGUUGGGUGGAAUUCGAUGAAAAAGUACAAGAUAAAGAUGACUGGAAUCUAUAUUGGCGAUCUGGUUUUUCCAAUGCCGAAUAUGAGAACAUCAUGCCUUGGCAAAGACUGGUCCACUACCCUAACAGCAUGGGCAUUACUCGAAAGGACAACCUUGCUCGUAAUUUGAAGCGUAUGUUAGGGAUUUAUGGACCUAAUAUAUAUAACUUCAGCCCUGUAGCUUUCAUCCUUCCCAAUAACUACACCAAAUUUGUUGCUGAAUAUACAAAAGACAAAAAGGCUAAUGGAGGAAAGCCAGGAUACUGGAUCUGCAAGCCUGUGGAUCUCUCGCGUGGCAGAGGAAUAUUUAUAUUUCAAGAUAUCAAAGACCUGACAUACAGUGGUUCUGUUAUAGUGCAGAAAUACAUCACGAAUCCCCUUCUCAUCUCUGGUUAUAAAUUUGAUUUGCGAAUCUAUGUUUGUGUCACCAGUUUCUCGCCAUUGACAGUUUAUAUUUACCAAGAAGGUUUGGUGAGGUUUGGGACAGAAAAAUAUAAUCUCUCAUCGCUUGACAACAUAUAUGCUCAUUUAACAAAUACUAGCAUCAAUAGAUUUGGACCCUCUUAUACAAUGGAUAAAGAACGUGUUGGUUCAGGUUGUAAAUGGACAAUGAGCCAAUUCCGUGCUUUUUUACACAGUCUGAAUAUAAAUGAACCACUAAUGUGGCAGAGGAUAAGCAAUAUUGUAACAAUGACAUUGCUUACAAUUAGUCCUUCGAUUCCAUCCCCUCCUAACUGUCUUGAACUGUUUGGUUUUGAUAUCCUGAUAGACGAUAACAUAAAGCCAUGGCUUUUAGAAGUAAAUUAUAGCCCAGCACUAAUGAUAGAGUGCAAUGCUGAUGUGGUAGUGAAGAAGGAACUAUUAUACGACCUCAUUGAUUUGCUGAACUACAAAGAGAUAGACACAUUGCGCCAGAGAGGUUACCCAAGAUCAUGGCAAUAUAAUACCUUGUCUCGUAGCUAUCCUUCCUUUUGCAUAAUUAACUCUCACAGAAAUCUUCAUUCCAGCAUGUCUGAAAGAAGAAAAGGGCCUUUGAAAGAAACUUGGUCUUCCAGCAUGCACAACCAUUCACUGCUACUCUGCUGCAAAAGUUGUAGCCAGUCUGUUGUGUGCAACGAAAGUUCUGCCAGUGAAGACCCAUUAAUGGACUCUACAAAACCAGAAGUGGAAAACAAAUCCCCCCGGAGCAGCAAACUGCACCGCUCUUCUGAAGAAUGCAUCAAAAAGGUGCAUGGUCCCAGGGGUGGAGGAUCUGUCCAUUGUUCAGAAACCAGGGAAAGCAGAAAGUUCACCAGACAACUGCCAAAGAAGACCUUGACCUCACAGUUGAGAGAAAAUUUGAAUAAAAGUUUGAAUUUCCCACUUUGUACACAAAAUACUAUUGACAGGACAAGGCUGCUGGAAGCACAUAAUGCACUGACUGAGCAGAAUUUUCCUAAAAUGAGUCCACGGCUCCCUACCCUUACGUUGAAGUAUGAUUUGUCAUCUUUCCCACAGUACAGCAUUUCAGAUUAUGACAAGAAGCCCAUAACUCGUAUAGGUGACUUCAUCUUGACAUUCCCAUUUAAUGAAGUGACUCUGAAGGCAUCUCAGAAUCCCUUAAACAUGAGGGUAAUAAUACAGGAACUGCAGAAGUUGCUGAAGAGACAGAUGUUCAGGGAAACAAAGACUACAAAAAAAAAGUCUGAACCCCAUCCCGAAAACUUCUUUAAUAGAAGAGAGUACUUUGACCCUUUGUUGUGGGGGCCACGCAAUCCUCCAUUGCUCAGUGAAUACUUCUCAGAAAACUAA